UCCAGAAACCAAAUACAAAUUAAGCUUAACCCUCACGAGGCUAUUGAUAAAGUGAGCUAUUGGCGGGGACUCACACGCAUCGAUUCGCUUAUCGGUUAUCCGAGGGCCCAGCUGCCCGGUUCGGAGUGCGAGCUCCACUCACAGAUUAUGCUGCAACAUCCCGCCACCGAUUUCUACGACCUGGCCGCGGCCAAUGCGGCUGCUGUGCUCACCGCCCGGCACACGCCCCCCUACAGCCCGACGGGGCUGAGCGGGUCGGUGGUCGCGCUGCACAAUAAUAAUAACAAUAAUAGCACAAGCAAUAAUAACAACAAUAAUCUCGACAUGCUCACGCACAACGGAGGCGGCGUGGGUGUGGGCGUGGGCGUAGGUCUGGGCGGUGGACUCCACCUGAGCGGCGGCAGCGGCAAUGGCGGCGCUGGGGCCGCGGGCGGCGGCAGCGCAGCGACAGCCGGACGCGAAACUCUGCCCAGCUUCGGCUUUACGCAGGAGCAGGUGGCCUGCGUGUGCGAGGUACUGCAGCAGGCGGGCAACAUCGAAAGACUGGGCCGCUUCCUUUGGUCGCUGCCACAAUGUGAUAAACUGCAACUGAACGAGUCUGUGCUGAAGGCCAAGGCGGUCGUCGCAUUCCAUCGUGGUCAGUACAAGGAGCUGUACCGGCUGCUCGAGCAUCAUCACUUCUCGGCCCAGAAUCACGCCAAGCUCCAGGCCCUGUGGUUGAAAGCGCAUUACGUGGAAGCCGAAAAACUGCGCGGAAGACCUUUGGGUGCUGUGGGCAAAUAUCGUGUUCGCCGUAAAUUUCCACUGCCCCGCACCAUUUGGGAUGGCGAGGAGACGAGCUACUGUUUUAAGGAGAAAUCGCGUUCGGUAUUGAGAGACUGGUAUGCGCACAAUCCGUAUCCAUCGCCGCGCGAGAAGCGCGACCUGGCCGAGGCGACAGGACUGACCACGACGCAGGUCUCUAAUUGGUUCAAGAAUCGACGACAACGAGAUCGCGCCGCCGAGCACAAAGACGGCUCUACGGACAAACAACACUUGGACUCGUCCAGCGAUUCCGAAAUGGAGGGCAACAUGCUGUCCAGUCAAAGCGCACAACAGCAACACGCAGCCGCCGCGCACCACUCGCAUCACUCGCAGCAGCAGCAGCAGCAGCAGCAGCAGUCGCCCAGCAGCAGUAACAACAAUAAUAUCAAUAACAAUAACAGCAGCGGCAACAACAGCAACAGCUUGCAUCAGCAUCAGCAGCAACUGCAACAUGUUGCUGCCGAGCAGAGCCUGCAACACCAUCAGCAUCAGCAACAUGCUGCCAGCGCAGCGGCAGCGAGCAAAAGCAGCGCUGCAGCAGCAGCUGUUGCUGUCGCCGCCUCCCAAAUGCCGCCGCUCUCCGCCGCCGUUGCCUACUCGCAUCUGCACAGCGUCAUGGGCGCCAUGCCCAUGUACGAUAUGGGCGAGUAUCAGCACUUAUGAUUCUAGUUGGAGGCUGCUGCUGCUGCCAGCAGCAGCAACAACAGCAGCAGCAGCAACCACAACGGCAACAUGCCCUGCGAAUGGCCAGCAAUGCUGCGUCAACGCCAGCAGCGCAGCCAGCAGCAUCAGCAGCAGCAUCCGGAAAGCUUUUACUUCUGAGGCAGCAAUAAUUGAGAUCACAUCCUCGAAGAUGAUUCGUGUAUAUCAAGAUCCAGAUAGCAGCAGCAACAAAUUUUAAUUAAUCAUGAAAUAGCAGCACUUGCGCAUAAUAUGGCAUUUUUCAAUAUCACCAAGACAGACAGAUAAACAGACAGAGCGGGGGGGGUAGAGGGGAUUGCAGCAUAAUCUGUUGCUUAUCCUCGAUUAGCAAAAGAAUGGAUUACUUAAACUUCAUUGAUCUGUGUAAAUAGCUAGGCUUUAGUUUUAGAGCGGGCGGGCUUGGGAACGGAACAGAGAAUCUGUUGUCCUAGUAUGGCCUGAAUGGAUGUAAAGUUGAUGACGAUUGGCCGUUCUCUGCCCAACUGCGAAUGCAAAUCAAAUUGAAAUGUGCAAAAAUUAUACAUAAAUUCUAUUAAAUUAUUUUCAAUGUAUUUAUAAUUAUUAUUUUUAAAUAUAUGAAAAAUAUAAAUAAUUACAUUCAA
This is a messenger RNA of Drosophila montana, 2108 nucleotides long. It is a transcript of the gene so, whose product is annotated as sine oculis. NCBI's taxonomy places the organism in Eukaryota, Metazoa, Arthropoda, Insecta, Diptera, Drosophilidae. The record is from RefSeq and is a predicted model, not a curated record. Gene Ontology annotation, biological process: regulation of transcription by RNA polymerase II. Gene Ontology annotation, cellular component: nucleus; transcription regulator complex. The transcript has 6 exons. The coding region runs from base 148 to 1467 and encodes 439 amino acids. Gene Ontology annotation, molecular function: RNA polymerase II cis-regulatory region sequence-specific DNA binding; DNA-binding transcription factor activity, RNA polymerase II-specific.